Molecule: messenger RNA, 1915 nt
Organism: Tetranychus urticae (two-spotted spider mite)
Lineage: Eukaryota; Metazoa; Arthropoda; Arachnida; Trombidiformes; Tetranychidae
Gene: Tmx3
Product: Thioredoxin-related transmembrane protein 3
Cellular component (GO): endoplasmic reticulum
Source: RefSeq, a predicted model, not a curated record
AUUCUCUAAUUAUUGUCAAAGCUCGGCAAAUUAAUUGACCUCAUCUUGGAAAACAUUUUACGAUAGCUUGAUGCUAGUCUCCUCAGCCGAUGAUUAUAUUUCUGGUUUUUGAUUAAGAACAUAAGUUCAGUGCGAUAAAUUAAUUCUAAUACUGAAUUCCAUUCAACUUCUUCCGUUUUCUUAUUUUAAUCAAAUGAGAUAAUCUGUGGUUGGUCCUGAUUAUCAAAUGAAUAAUUCAAGUUGGUUUUCGGUUUAGUCAGUUUAGUUUAAUAUAAAUCCAAAAGAUGGCCGCUACUUCUUUGUUCACUGGUACUCCAUCUGGUCAAUAUUCAUCAUGUUUUCUCUGGUUUCCGUCUUAUUCUGAAUUCAGUGAUUUUUAUCAUUGAAUUUUGAAGUUUUCCGGUGAAAUUAAGUCAUGGUGUGAUAGCCUGUCUUUCAUUUAAAAGGUGUUCACACAUUAAUCAAUAUGUGUCUAUCAAUUCUAGCAGUAUUAUGUUUCAUCUUAACCUCAGUUUCAUCCAAUCGUGUUAUUGAGCUUAACGAGAAAUUUUUGGAUAUUUACAAAAGAGAUGGGGCCAAUCCAUGGCUGGUCAUGUUUUACGCUCCUUGGUGUCAUCAUUGUAAACAGUUAGAACCAACUUACGCGUUGGUUGCCCAAUCGAUUCACAAUGAAGACAUUGGAGUCUUAGUCUCGAGAGUUGAUUGUACAAAAUACACAUCAGUGGCCACUCAUUUCAGUGUUCGAGGUUUUCCAACAAUCCUCUAUAUUCACAAGAAUCGUAUUGUCGAGUUCUUAGGAGACAGGACACGAGAAGAUAUUAUCGAUUUUGGAAAAAGGCUCACUGGGCCACCUUCUCGUCCUAUAAAAAAUUGCAAAGAUGUUGAUAAUCUUCGAAAAAAGCAUCAAGUGAUUGUAGUUCAUUUUGGACCAAAUCCGGUUUGGUCGAAUUUCUCUGAAGUUGCUGAAUCCCUUCAUUCAUCCACUUGGUUUUACCACUCACCUUCAUCAUGUGAAAAAUAUUCAGAUAAUUCUAUUUAUAUACUUAAAUCUUCAAGUUUAGGUCAAGAGAUGGACUUGAAAUAUGAAAACAAAAGUGAUAAUUCAUUGAAAGAAUGGGUCUAUUCUAAUAAAUUUCCUCAUUUCGUGAAGAUUUCUCACGCCAACCUUAAUCAGUUAUUACGUUCAGGUAAAUUAUUGGUGAUUGCCAUCGUUGAAGAGGUUAAAUCAAUUGGCAGACUAGCGACACAACAACAUGUCGACUUUAAAAAUAUGGUAGAAAACAUUGCUCAUUCUUUUGAUGAUCAGGACAAAUUUGUUUUCUGUUGGACAUCUUUUGUUGAUCUCAUCAAUUCCAUUGCCAUGCAUACAAUUUCACCGAUUCCAAAUCUGAUCAUAAUCAACUCAACAACUCUAGAAUACUUUAGAGUUGACGGUGAGCCUAAUUCACAAAAUAUUCUUAAUCUACUCAAAGGAAUCAGUGAUGGCGAUAUAAAUUUACGACCCUCAGGAGGAGAUGGAUAUCACCACAGGCUAAUUAGAUGGGCUUAUGAUGGAUAUAGCUCAUUGACAAAUAUGUAUAAGGGAAAUCCAAUUCUAACAUUACUAGUCUUUGGUCUUCCGAUGAUCUUUUUAUCAAUCAUUUUGUAUUCUUCAUGCUGUUCCGAUGUAUUUGAAGCACGGGAGGAAGAUGAUGAAGAUGAAGAAGACUCCACUCAUAAUAAACAGGAUUAGGAUAUUACCUUUUCUAAAAUAAAUAAUUUAUGUAAUCUCAAAACGGGUGUUUAUUCCAUUGGCGUUACUUUUCUGUCACUUUUAACAAUUACUAUUUUAUUAACUUAAAUUAGUGAUCGUAAAAUCGUGAAGAUAGUAAUAGUUCCAUUAAUAAGAUGAUUAAAAUCCAAUGUUCCCACCCAA